Messenger RNA from Monomorium pharaonis (pharaoh ant), 1998 nucleotides. RefSeq lists its product as uncharacterized. The record is from RefSeq and is a predicted model, not a curated record. Lineage: Eukaryota; Metazoa; Arthropoda; Insecta; Hymenoptera; Formicidae. The coding region runs from base 31 to 1008 and encodes 325 amino acids. The transcript is spliced from 2 exons.
UGUUGUUGUUGAACACGCGCGGCAUCCAACAUGACAGGCAAGCAGAGUCAGCCGGAUGACAGCGAGGACAAUCAUCAGUCGCGAAUAAAGCUGAUAGCGGACAAGCGCAGGCUCCUGGACGAGAGAUCAGCCCAGGUUGAGGCAGAAAUCAAGAGCUGUUUUGAAGAUUUAAUAAAGCUCCUGCGAUCCAGAGAGAAGCAACUGUUGCGGCAGGCUGAGGCUGUCCACAGACAGCAGCUCUCUCUAAUAGAGACCUCAUUGGACUUCUUACCAGCAUCAGUGGUGAUCCUAAAUGAUAGGCAUGAACUCGAGGAACGGAUACACCGAUUUGGUAAUAUUGAGACACACGGAUCGAACAGUCUUACGAUAAAGGAUGCGGAACCAUACAAGAUCGUGGAUUAUCAAGAGGCUAAUAAGGAUCACGUCAGCUUCGACAAGUCAAUCACCAAAAAGCCAGAUCAAAACGCUCGAGAUCUUCUGAGUCUUCCACGUUGCAAAGACUUUAUAUCUGACUACAGGACCGUGCGUAUCUCGAGUCUGCCUUCCACAUUCCUCGCCGAUAAUCAGCCGCGGAACGUAAAGGCCAAUGCGUUUAAGAUCUUCAAGGACACCCUAUCCAUAUCAGGGUGCUCGCCACUUUUAGUCAUAAAACGUAAACUUGGUCUGACGCAUGUGUCCUUGGACGGGCUACAUGCCUUCGACAAGGCGUAUUCGCGAAAUGUACAGUCUUUCGGAGUAUCGUGUAAGACCACGGAAUCUUGCGAAAUAAAUUCGUCGAUGAACGAAGUGACUGAAACUAAUUUACAGGAAUUCGACAAAAAAGUCUUUGAUCAAGAUGAUUCCGAAUUAAUUAAAUAUCCGAAGGAACGUGAGAAAAGCUACGAGCAUCCGGUACAAGUGCAGCAAUGGCUGCAGCAGAUACUCGCGGAGACCGAAAUAGAACCUGCGAUUCACGAAAUCGGGCAGUUUUCAGAGAUAUCUAAGGCGAAGCUCUGUAAUGAGCUGUAAUCCUGUUUGUCAGUCGAAUUAGACAUCCUUGCAUUGUGUUUCAAUUGGGGCCAAAGUUUCCAAAAUAAUGGAAAGCAAACUGAAAAGGCUGAUUUACCUUAGAAUUGCCCGAUAUUCCUAAUUUAUACGAUCUCUUGUAAAAUAGGAUUGGAAAGACAUCGUUAAGUUUGUAGCUUUUCCAUGGAGAGGAACGUAAAGGAUACCAAAUUUGAAUGACAAAUAGAGAAGGAGAAGAAAAGAGAGAGAGUAAAAGAUUUAUUGUGUACAUCGAUAAAUUUUAGGUACCUCUGCCACAGAUGCUUAAAUGUGGUAUUCCUUGUUUACAACGAAUACUUCGCCGUCAUUUCGAAACAUCAGAUUAGAUUUAUUAGUGUCCUUUUCAAAAAUGUGUGCGUAAAUCCGAAUUAUACAAUUGAUAAGACUGUUUUUUAUUCCACUAAAAGAAUCGCGUAUUUAUUUUACCGUGUAUAAGUUUUUAGUUUAUGUAGAACUUGGGCUAUGCUUGUCGAUCGACAAAUCUGCAUUUACUGAUGACAGUAAAUAAAUGAAUAAUCUUAUUGCGAGUUUCUGCGAGUGAUAUCUUUUUUAUAAAUAAAACUUACGAUUGUGUAUGUGAUAUUGUUGUAAAUAAUUAAUUUAAUUCAUCGUCAUAUCGUAAUUUGACAACUCUUUCUCUCCACUUACAUGACUAAAUUGUGCGUAUGCAUAUAGUUGCAGAUUUUGCAUCCAUUUGAUUUAUUAUAUGCUCAGUAUUUUGAGGAUAUAGAAUAUUAAAAUUCCAGCAACUAUUAGCAUUAAACUGAAGCAAUCUAAGAUUAUUGGUUGUUUUUGCAUUUUAUCACUGCUCCAUGCUUAAACAGAUGAUAUAUUGAAAUAUGCUCAUAUCAAAUUUAAUACUGUGAGAAAAAAUAUGUAAUAUCCUCAAUAAAUAAAUUUUUUUAUGAAAUUGCAUCAGGAGUUAAGAGAACUCCUGUAAUUAAUAAUUGGAAA